Molecule: messenger RNA, 5244 nt
Organism: Carlito syrichta (Philippine tarsier)
Lineage: Eukaryota; Metazoa; Chordata; Mammalia; Primates; Tarsiidae
Gene: RIC8B
Product: RIC8 guanine nucleotide exchange factor B
Exons: 11
Coding region: 195-1805 (536 amino acids)
Biological process (GO): G protein-coupled receptor signaling pathway
Cellular component (GO): cytoplasm; plasma membrane
Molecular function (GO): G-protein alpha-subunit binding; guanyl-nucleotide exchange factor activity
Source: RefSeq, a predicted model, not a curated record
GCGGGGUGAAAGUUGAGGGGCGGUGACGUCGGGCCUGGCCGGGCGGAGGCUGGCGGGUUGGAGGCAGGAGGGAGGGAGGGAAGGAGGGAAGGAAGGAAGCUGGGAAGGAGCGAGCGAGCGGGGGCGCGAGGCGUUUACCUGGAGGCAGCGGCUUGGGCGCGCAGAGCGGCCGCGGCUCCCCCGCACCUGCGGCCAUGGAUGAGGAGCGCGCCCUCUACAUCGUCCGGGCCGGCGAAGCGGGGGCUAUCGAGCGGGUCCUGAGGGAUUACGGCGACAAGCAUAGGGCUACUUUCAAAUUUGAAUCAACAGAUGAAGAUAAAAGAAAGAAACUAUGUGAAGGCAUAUUUAAAGUCCUUGUAAAGGACGUCCCAACAACAUGUCAAGUGUCCUGUCUGGAAGUACUCCGCAUUCUCUCCAGAGACAAAAAGGUUUUAGUUCCUGUAACAACUAAGGAAAAUAUGCAGAUACUGCUGCGACUAGCCAAGCUAAGUGACUUGGAUGAUUCUUUGGAGAAGGUGUCAGAGUUCCCAGUUAUUGUGGAGUCCUUAAAAUGUCUGUGUAACAUAGUGUUCAACAGUCAGAUGGCACAGCAGCUCAGCCUGGAACUUAAUCUUGCUGCAAAGCUCUGUAACCUCCUGAGAAAGUGCAAGGACCGAAAAUUUAUCAAUGACAUUAAGUGCUUUGACUUGCGCUUGCUCUUCCUCCUGUCACUUUUGCACACUGACAUCAGGUCACAAUUGCGCUAUGAGCUCCAGGGACUACCGCUGCUAACCCAGAUUCUGGAAAGUGCCUUUAGCAUCAAGUGGACCGAUGAGUAUGAAUCGGCCAUAGACCAUAAUGGACCUCCUCUCUCACCUCAGGAGACAGACUGUGCCAUCGAGGCCCUCAAAGCUCUCUUCAAUGUGACGGUAGACAGUUGGAAGGUGCAUAAAGAGAGUGAUUCUCAUCAGUUUCGUGUCAUGGCAGCUGUCCUUCGCCAUUGUUUACUAAUCGUAGGUCCAUCUGAAGACAAAACAGAAGAACUGCACAGCAAUGCAGUCAACCUUUUAAGCAAUGUUCCAGUCUCUUGUUUGGAUGUUCUCAUUUGUCCAUUAACUCAUGAAGAAACAUCCCAAGAGGCAACGACUCUAGAUGAACUGGCCAGUGAUAAAACUGCUGAGAAGGAAACAGUUUUGAAAAACAAUACCAUGGUAUACAACGGUAUGAAUAUGGAGGCCAUUCAUGUUUUACUCAGUUUUAUGGAGAAGAGAAUAGACAAGGGAAGCAGCUAUAGAGAGGGUCUAACUCCAGUUCUCAGCUUAUUAACUGAAUGUUCCCGAGCCCAUCGAAACAUCAGAAAAUUUCUCAAAGAUCAGGUUUUACCACCGUUGAGGGAUGUGACAAAUCGACCUGAAGUUGGCUCAACUGUGAGAAAUAAGCUGGUGCGCCUCAUGACACAUGUUGACCUUGGAGUCAAGCAAAUUGCUGCUGAAUUCCUUUUUGUCCUUUGCAAAGAGAGAGUGGACAGCCUGCUGAAAUACACUGGCUAUGGGAAUGCUGCAGGACUUUUGGCGGCUAGAGGCCUCUUGGCUGGAGGAAGGGGAGAUAAUUGGUACUCAGAAGAUGAAGACACAGACACUGAAGAAUACAAAAAUGCAAAACCAAACAUUAAUCUUAUCACUGGUCAUUUAGAGGAACCAAUGCCAAACCCCAUAGAUGAAAUGACAGAAGAACAAAAAGAAUAUGAAGCCAUGAAACUUGUCAACAUGCUUGAUAAACUUUCCAGGAGAGCAGAUGUGAAGGACCUGCACCAGGAUGGUGGUUAGCAACAGUGGCCCGUACCAAAGCACUUACCAAAGUGAUGACUAAGAGAGGAAUUGCUUAAACCAAUGGGACUAAAACCUGAUGGGACAAUAACGCCUUUGGAAGAAGCACUCAACCAGUACUCUGUCAUCGAAGAGACCAGCUCUGACACAGACUAAAAGCAUCACCUGCUCAACUCUCAAUAUUGCUUUAUCAGCAUCUUUUCUCUGUAGCUCCAGGGGAAUCUUUUCUCUAAAACAUUUAUGCCCUUGCUUUGGCUAGAAACACAUUAACUGGUUUACUCAUUGAGAAUCCAGCAUAUUUAAGAGGUGAUCCUGUGUUUUUUGCGAUACUGAGGCAUUCAUACAGAGCUGCAGUUAGAGUUACAGGGGCUGGUAGCAGAAAAAAAAUUCCAUUUCAUCAGGAUGAAACUGAGGGAUUUUAUUCUAUAAAGCAGCCCUGGUUGAAUCUGGCAAUUCUGUUUGCCAAGAUUCUUAGCAGAAGAUCUAGCCAUGUCUUUCCUCUCACUUGUGUGAGCGGCCCCUUUUGAAUCUCUCCAGCAGCCAAAGGCAUGGGAGAAGCAGAAUGAACUGGUAAAUAAGGCCGAGGCAAGUGACUUCUUAGGUCAGGCCUGACUGAACGGAAGCCAAGCAGCUGCUCUAUAAACCUAGCCCCACUCUUCCUAUCAAUUUUGUAUAAAUAUAUGGAAACACACACACACAUACACACACAGCCUCAGACUUACAAGCUAAUUACACUCUGAAGGUUUGUAUGUCACUUAGCUGAAACUUCAGAAUACAUUUCUCCCUAUAAAGAGUUACAAAUGAUGGUUUAGUUCCCAGGCAGCUACAAAUGCCUAUUUAUUCCCUAAUAUAUCUGAACACUAGUACCACAGAACUGAACCACCAUCUGUAUCAGUGCAUGGGGAGUGUGCAUUCUGAGGUCUAACCUGGGGUGUCAGGAACGCACACGUCCUCCCUCCCAGCAGAGGGAACAGAGAUUCCUAGGUAAUGAGAGUUCUCGUGUGGCCUCUGCUGGGAGUGGAGGAGCCAGCAGCACCCAUUUGAGCAUAUGGGUCAUUCAUACAUCACGUUUUAAAUCGGGGACUGUGUGUGUGCUGAUGUGUGUGUAUGUUUUUCUACUAUAUGUGAUCAGUUUAAUAGUAACUUUAUUUAUUUAAAAAAAAAGAAACACAAAUAGUUACUGUUAAGCUGAUACACGCUGUUUAUUUUUACUUUUAGAAUUGGUCCUAUGAAGAAGUAGAAACUGAAUCAUGCAAUAGACAGUGGGCCUAGUUGAUCAGUGGCUAAAGUCGAAAGGGGUUGGUUUCCUUUAUAUAUGUAUGUAUGUGUGUAUGUACAUACAUAUAUAUACAUAGAUAAUGUGCUUAACCACUGCCUUUUGAAUUUUUAAAUUAAAUAAAACAUUGGGGUUGAUUCAAUUUAGCCAUCUGUGUGUGUUUCUUUAUAGAUAUAUGGGCUAAACAAUACUAUUUCACAGUUGAUGCUUUUACAUGCAUUAUCUCACUUUUCAUCACAAUGGCCUUUUUAAGGAUAGGUUAAAAAAAUAAGUGGAAUAUGAGUGAAAAUGCCAUGUGUCCAGAAGUUACUUCUCUGGCAAAGCAACAAAUCAGAAAUUGAAUUUUUAAAGGCCUUUAAACUUCCAGGAGAGCUGUCACAAAGUUUCUUACAAUUAACUCAUAGGCGAGAGCUUCAAGAAUAUCACUCUUAGCCUCUGUAUUAAAAUUUGCAUAAGUUUCUAACAUGUUUGGUUAUCUGGCUUUCAAGCUCACCAAACAAAAAGGCAAAGAAGGAGGCUGUUAGGUUGAAGGUAGGCAUACUGAAAGCAGGAAAGAAAAAAAAAAGCCAGCUGAAAACUAGAUAGCAUGAUGGGAAGAAUAAUAAUAAAAGAAACUAUCCAAGGCAUAGUAUAUCUGGGACUGUUUACCAAAGGAUACUCUAGGUAACCCAGAAAAAUAUGUGUAUGGCCUAUAGACUAAUUCUCAUUAUGAUGACCUUGAGUUUAUUUAAAAGAGCAAAUUAAAUCCAGUGCACUUUAUAAAAGGCUAGGAAAAAGACGAUAUGUUUUAGAAUUUUAUUCAAAAUAGUUGAGGGAGAGGUUGUGAAUGACCUAGGUUUUAGCCAACAGCAAAUAAAAUGAAACUCCGCAAUUCAUAAUUUUAAAUUGAGAAAAAGUUUAGAAAAAAUAAUUUAAGUAUUUUUGUUAUUUCAUUCUACAAAUGCAUUUUUAAAGUAUUUUUAUAAUUUCUACAAAUAGCUUUGGCAUGCAUGUCAGUUUACCUAGAUGAAGAUGUGUUUAAUGAAAUACCAUCUUACUGGCUUUAUGCAGAGCAAGUGUUUGGACAGUCCUGUUUAAGUAGCUGUGCUCUUCUGCUUUCAAUGGGUUCUAUUUCAUUUUGCAUUUUUCUCCGCUGAGCACUAAGCUUUGUUUUUGAAGAGAGAAUUUGCAGGGGAAGAAGGCGAUCUUGUACUUGGAAAGAGAACCGACAUCUGUUGAGUGUUUACUACAUGCUGGGCUUUUCAUAUACGUUAUCUCAUGUAACCACAUCUCAAAAAAGUUCCUCUCCAAAAAGCUUACACAAGCUACCCUGCAUCCCAACAAGAAGAGUCCAGCUCUGGCGACCUGACUCCCAGCACCACUCCUUCCUUUUCCCACUGCACAUCUGGGCCCACACUGUGCCUCCUUAGGGCUCUAAAAUGCUGGGAACAGAGUGGGGUUGGGCGGGUGGUCAUUCUCAGACCAUUUUAAGCAAUAACUAUUUCAGCAAAGCCAGUGUAAAGAACUUUUGAAGCAGGGAAGGAACCUGGAGUGGAAAUGUGAGUGGGGAAACUGCUUGGUCAGCACUGGAUUUCAAAUGAACACCUGGAAUCCUUCAAGAAAGGCCAGAGACCCAGGCUGCAGGCUGGCCUCUCUGCCCAGAAUUCUCCUGACUUUGGAAGCAAGGUAUGGAGGAGUGCGUUCUCAAAUAAGGCAUUGAGCUGCUGCUAUAGAGGAACAAUCACCAGAUAUUUGUGACCUUUUCAGGUGCCUCGACCUGGGGGUGGGCAGGGCAAGUGUUCCUCUUUAUAAAUGAGGGCACAGGCUGAGGCAGUCCAAGUGACUCAAAUACCCCUCAGUGCCACAUCAGUCUUGCUGCCUUCCAGGACUAGAUGUCGCCUGUAUGACGUCCUUUCUCCACCCCCCCCCCAUAAAAGCAAUCUGUAUUCAUCAUGAGAAGUUUGGAAAAUGCAGAAGAUAAUAAAAUUAAUAAUUUAUCCAAAAUCCCACCAUCCUGAGAUAAUCACUGUUACUGUUUUAGUGUAUUUCCUUCCUGUAUUUUUUCUAUGCAUAUAUAAUUUAUUUUACUACAAGAUUGGGAUCAUGCUGUAUUUACAGAUUUGUAUCCUGCUUUCUUUAACAUAUUGUGAGCAUUUUCCCAUGUCAAUAAAUACUCUUCAAAAA